AUGGCUGAUAGUAACCUUUUGAGGGCAAGUCAGUUCGUGAAGGGAGAUCUUGAGGCUGGGAAGCGUAACAAAAUUGUGGAAAGCAAGAACAAGUGUCGGCGGAUACAGAAAGAGAUCUGGAAAGUGAAGAAAUAUAAAUCCAAGCAAGUGUUGCGAGUCUUGCGCGUGGUGUGGGUGGAAUUUCCAGUCUCCUUCUCCGAAGAUCACAUAAAUGAUAUGAAAGCUCCUAUUUCUGAUUUUUGA
This is a messenger RNA of Sphenostylis stenocarpa, 243 nucleotides long. The record is from the annotation of a GenBank genome assembly. Lineage: Eukaryota; Viridiplantae; Streptophyta; Magnoliopsida; Fabales; Fabaceae.